Molecule: messenger RNA, 3323 nt
Organism: Gasterosteus aculeatus aculeatus (three-spined stickleback)
Lineage: Eukaryota; Metazoa; Chordata; Actinopteri; Perciformes; Gasterosteidae
Gene: lhfpl7
Product: LHFPL tetraspan subfamily member 7
Cellular component (GO): membrane
Source: RefSeq, a predicted model, not a curated record
UUACUUUGAAAGUCCCACCCUGAAGCUGCCCCUCUUUAAGCUGCCCCAGCUUGAUGCUUUGCAGGCGCACUCUUCAGAGACGCGGAGUGCGCGGUUGUCCGUCCUGAAGCGCGGCAGGACAAGUCGCACUGAGGAGACCCGCGGCUCCGGGACAUGGUCCUUCCUGUAGGUCCGCAUUGAACUGCUCCUCCACCUGCAUUGGUGUAACAACUGCGCAUCCAGUUUUGGGGUGUGACAAACAUCUCUCGGGCGCGCGUGUGUGCGUCGUUUUUUUUUUUUUAAUUCAGGCUUAUCCAGCAGUGAAGACGCUGAUGACUUGACUUGUUUUCACCCACUGCCUCGCCUCCACUCCGGCUGAUGCGCUCUGGACCUUUCCCCUCGUGGUUGAUCCGUCCAGACAGGUUGAUCCGUUCCAGGCGCGCCGCUGCGGGUGUCCAGUGGUUUCUCUAGUGCCGGGCGGGCGGGCUGAAGUUGAAGUCCUGCUCUAGAAGGCGUCAGCUCCAAAUGCAUUCUCUCCUGUGCCGGGAGAAGAAAGAAGAAGAAGCCGGGUUCGGGUUCGAUCUGGGUCUGUCUCCGGGCUUCCUGCCCCAAGCUGCCACCAUGUUCAGCUGCGUGGGAUGCUUCUGGGUGCUCCUCUCCUCCGCUCUGGUCGCCUUGUGCAGUUUCAGCUUCAUAUCCCCUGCCUGGAUUGUUAAGGACCAGCUGAGGAACAGCAACCAGCCCCACCAGCAGCACCACCACCACCACCACAAGGACUCCGUGAGCUUCGGCUUGCUGUGGCACUGCUCGGAGUCUCUGGAUCACAUGUACCGCUGCUACACCUUCGGCGGACUGGGCAAAUUCGCUGAGAUCCCCUCCAGCUCCUGGCAGACCAGCGCGGUGCUCUGCUCCGGAGGCUGCGCCCUGCUGGCCGUCAGCUCCCUGUUGGCCAUCAUCACCAUCUUCCUGCCCAGCGGAGGAUGCGAGAGGAGGAUCUGCACCCUGGCGGGAUACAUGCAGAUGGCUGCAGUGUUCAUCAUGGCUGCUGGACUGCUGGUCUACCCCUUCGGCCUCAACUCCUCACUGGUGCGGUCCUCCUGCGGGGACGCCGACAUCUACUACGCCGGCGAGUGCCAGAUCGGAUGGGGCUACAUGCUGGCUAUUGUCGGAGUCAUGCUCACUGUCUUCUUGCCCUUUUUUGCCAAAUACGCGCCGAAGGAGCAGCUGUCCCCCACCCCUCUGCCCACGCUGUUAUAGUGCACCUCGUCCCUCCGUGACGUCACUGACAGACGCCUGCAUCCCGUUUCCUAAAAGUGAUGCUGUUUGGGACUCGGCCGAGGCUGAACACCCGACAGCAAACACCGUCUUCCUGCGUCUGUUACGUGGUUACUGCAAAGUUCAGUUCGUAUAGAUGGAAUGUUUUAUGUUAAGAUUUUACUCAGUGGUUAUAGUUUUCUGCAGUUUAACUUUUCAAGUGAUUUACGGAGAAGAUGCGGUCAGAAGAUGCGAGGAGCUCAUUUUAAACGAUUUAAGGAGAUGACUACAGAUAAUAAAAAAAUGUUUUUUUGUUUUGUUUUCAGUUUGUGCAAAGCAAGUCCACAGAUGUGACAUCACAAAACAGACUACAGGCUCGGGGCAUAAAGAAUGUGAGCAUGAGAUUAUGUGGCGACUUUGAAGGCCGAGAAUACAAAUAGAAAAAGGUUCUACUGAAGAUGUAUUUCCCACUGGACUGAACCUGUCGUCUGGACUUUACAAAGCUGGUGUCUGAGCCUUCAAAGUACCACGUCGAAAAGGGGAAAUCUGAUGCGUCGCAAGAUGUUUGCUCCUCAGACUUUAUCUGCCGUCAAGUCACGUGACCAGGCGUCGAACCAGUGAGGGUCAAGAAGACAUUUUAGCUUUCAAGGACGAUGCGUUCGGGGAGAAGAUGACAAAUGGGAAUCUCCUCCUAUCACCAGGAUGUUAAUUUUACUUAUUCGUGGUGGUACCAGAGCUGUGUGGUCAAAAAAAUGUUAUAUUGGGAUACUGCGCUCUUUUUUUAUACCCUUUCCCCAGAACUGUUUGUGUAAUGUAACCCGCUUGUUAAUUAUGAAACAAAUGUCCCCCAACACACAAUACUAAAACACUCUUAUUUCAGGAAGAAAAAGGCACAGAGGUGUAGGAUCUUUGUCAGAAAGGCAGCAUGAGAUGGGCUUUGUUAACGGUAGAACGAUUGAUCUCGAUUUUAAAUGUGAUCAGACCAACUUGUGCCUUUUAACAUAACCAAGACAAGCGUUUAUUACAACUAUCAGGUUAGCAUCGUUUUCUGCUGAGAAACUCUGGAUCCUGUUGAGUACGUAAUGUGUUUAUUUUGUAAAAUAUUUUCUGCUCUCAGUGAUGACGUCUUGCUCCUGUACUCAUUGCAGUGUGAUCUCAUUAACUUGAAAAAAUGUUCCAGAGGAUUAAAAAAAAAAAAAAGACGACGUCUCCUAAUCCUCUCGGCCAGAGGAGAGAAAAAAAGCAACUCGUGUUCAGUACGAGCCAAUUACCUAGAAGAGGUAAAUCACUUCAAUUGCUUUCUUAAAAGGUUGUGACGUGCAGCUAGCGGAUUAGUUCCUGGCAUCCUUGUCUUACGUGAUUUAAAAAGUGAGUGGCUGAGGAGGGAGCGGUACAGAUUGAACUUUGCCUUGGGUUAUCUGCGUGAGGCUGACGCAUCGUUCACAUUAUGUGCAGAACGUGCUUCGGAAUCAUUUGCUCCUGAAGCAGCUGACGUGCUGCCGUGUUUGCAUCGAUCCACUUCUCCUCUUCAAAGCGCUGGCACCGUUCCUGUCAUGUCCCAAGGACAAAACGUCUACUUCUCCAUUCACACUGCCGAUUUUCAUCAAGCUAGACUCCCUUUUCCUAGUGGGUGUUUAUGUGCGUAUUAGUGUUGAAUAAUGGGUUGGUUUUUGCUAAUGGUUUUAUCUUUAAAUAUUUCCCAAAUUAGGUUCCCGUGACGACGUGUCCCGACAUUAAGAACGUGACUGUGGUUCUGUUGCCAUACUUGAGUGAAGGUCGGGAGGGACGUGUUUCGUAUUGGACCUCAAACUGUGCUGCGCUGUGGCGGCUCUGGACUUCUUCCCCUCUUUGUGUGUAAAGUCUCAGCGCUGGUGGAUCUGUUCUGGUAGAGUAGAAUUAUUGUUUUUUUUCCAUUGUGAUGUUUGACUGUAAAUAAACUAACUGUACUUGGUAUCACAUGUUAAUCCAGACUGCCCAGUUUUUCAAAGACAUAUUUUGAGAUCUUACCUCAUAGUGUUUGCUUUAUUGACAUCUAAACAAUGUUUGCUGUUCUGUGACUUUUUCUUUGUAAUAAAAAUGUUUCAGAACUU